UGAUCUUCCUCACAAAAAAAAAAAAAUAGAGGAAGUCACUCUGAGUUAGGUAUUCAUUAACCUCUAGAGGAUAGCCCUGCCCACACCAAGUGGUGAGGUCCCACUCUUUCAACUUCCUCUGUUGCUAAAUCUUUGACCCUUUUAAGGAAACCCAAGGGACUGUACCCGAAGAAGAAAAAAAUGAGACAUUUUUAAGAGGCAAUGGAAGACACCUUCUGCCGAGAUUGUGCUUUUUUUCCCCUUUGCCUUUCUUAGAAGGCACCAACUACAAAAGGCUUUUUUUUUUUUUUUAACUUUAGUUUCACUUUCGAGUUUGUAGCAAACUUGCCACACUUCGAUGAAAACGACUGGAUUUGGACUAAGGAAAAAAGGAAUGGUCAGCCAUCCUUAGAGUAAGUGAAGGACAGAACCAUGACCCAGGGGUUGCCAUAUCAUAUCUACUCCUUUUUGAGACUCUUGCCCUUUUGGGUACUGUGUGCAUCCUCUACCAACAGAUGUGCUGUUAGACAUGAAGUGGCUGACUGCAGUCAUCUGAAGUUGACUCAAAUACCCGAUGACCUCCCGGCAAACAUAACAGUGUUGAAUCUCACCCAUAAUCAACUCAGGAGAUUGCCACCUGCUAAUUUUACAAGAUAUAGCCAACUUACUAUCUUGGAUGGAGGAUUUAACACCAUCUCAAAACUGGAGCCAGAAUUGUGCCAAAAACUGCCCUUGUUGGAAAUUUUGAACCUCCAACACAAUGAGCUAUCUCAACUUUCUGAUAAAACCUUUGUCUUCUGCACGAAUUUGACUGAACUCCAUCUAAGAUCCAACUCAAUCCAGAAAAUUCAAAAUAAUCCCUUUAAAAAUCUGAAGAAAUUAAUCAAAUUAGAUCUAUCUCAUAAUGGUUUAUCAUCUACGAAAUUAGGAACUCAGCUCCAACUGGAAAAUCUCCAAGAGCUUCUAUUAUCAAAUAAUAAAAUUCAGGCACUAAGACAUGAAGAACUUGAUUUCCUUGGCAAUUCCUCUUUAAAAAAGUUAGAGUUGUCAUCAAAUCAAAUUAAAGAGUUCUCUCCAGGGUGUUUUCAUGCAAUUGGAAAAUUAUUUGGCCUCUCUCUGAACAAUGUCCAACUGGGCCCCAGUCUCACACGGAAGCUUUGCUUGGAAUUAUCAAACACAAGCAUUCAGAAUCUUUCCCUGAGCAACACCCAGCUAAAUAUAACAAGCAAUAUGACUUUCACUGGACUAGAGCAGACAAAUCUCACCAUGCUGGAUCUUUCCCAUAACAGCUUAAAUGUGAUUGGUAAGGAUUCCUUUGCUUGGCUUCCACAUCUAGAAUAUUUCUUCCUGGAGUAUAAUAAUAUACAGCAUUUGUAUUCUCACUCCUUUUAUGGGCUUUUCAAUGUGAGACACCUGAAUUUGAGACGAUCUUUUACUAAACAAAGCAAUGCCCUUGCUUCGCUUCCCAAGAUUGAUGAUUUUUCCUUUCAGUGGCUAAAAUGUUUGGAGUAUCUUAACAUGGAAGAUAACAACUUUCCAGGCAUAAAAAACAAUAUGUUCACAGGACUGGUAAAACUGAAAUACUUAAGUCUAUCCAACUCCUUCUCAAGUUUGCGGACUUUAACAAAUGAAACAUUUCUGUCACUUGCUCAUUCUCCUCUGCGAAUACUCAACCUAACCAAAAAUAAAAUCUCAAAAAUAGAAAGUGGUGCUUUUUCUUGGUUGGGUCACCUAAAGAUACUUGACCUUGGCCUCAACGAAAUUGGGCAAGAACUCACAGGUCAGGAAUGGAGAGGUCUAGAAAAUAUUGUUGAAAUCUACCUGUCCUACAACAAAUACCUACAACUGACUAGCAACUCUUUUGCCUUGGUUCCAAGCCUUCAACAACUGAUGCUCCGAAGGGUGGCCCUUAAAAAUGUGGAUAGCUCCCCUUCACCUUUUCGCCCUCUUCGUAACUUGACCAUCCUGGAUCUAAGCAACAACAACAUAGCCAACAUAAAUGAUGAACUGUUGGAAGGUCUUGAGAAACUAGAAAUUCUGGAUUUGCAGCAUAACAACUUAGCACGGCUCUGGAAACAUGCAAACCCUGGUGGUCCUGUUCAUUUUCUAAAGGGUCUUUCUCACCUCCACAUUCUUAACUUAGAGUCCAAUGGCUUUGAUGAGAUCCCAGCAGAGGCCUUCAAGAACUUAUUUGAAUUAAAGAGCAUCAAUUUAGGACUGAAUAAUUUAAACAUGCUUCCACCAUCUGUCUUUGAUAAUCAGGUGUCUCUAAAGUCAUUGAGCCUUCAGAAGAAUCUCAUAACAUCAGUUGAGAAGAAUGUUUUUGGGCCAGCUUUCAAGAACCUGAGUAACUUAGAUAUGAGCUUUAAUCCAUUUGAUUGUACAUGUGAAAGCAUUGCCUGGUUUGUUAAUUGGAUUAAUGGUACCCAUACCAACAUCUCUGAGCUAUCAAACCAUUAUCUUUGCAAUACUCCUCCUCAUUAUCAUGGCUUCCCGGUGAUGCUUUUUGAUACAUCAUCCUGCAAAGACAGUGCCCCCUUUGAACUUCUUUUCAUGAUAAAUACCAGUACCCUAUUGUUCUUUAUCUUUAUCGUACUGCUCAUCCAUUUUGAAGGCUGGAGGAUAUCUUUUUAUUGGAACGUUUCGGUGCAUCGAGUUCUUGGUUUCAAAGAAAUAGACAGACAGCCAGAGCAGUUUGAAUAUGCAGCGUAUAUAAUACAUGCCUAUAAAGAUAGGGAUUGGGUCUGGGAACACUUCUUGCCAAUGGAAGAAAAAGAUCAAACUCUCAGAUUUUGUCUGGAAGAAAGAGAUUUUCAGGCAGGUGUCCUUGAACUUGAAGCAAUUAUUAACAGCAUCCAAAGGAGCAGAAAAAUUAUUUUUGUUGUAACACAUCAUCUAUUAAAAGAUCCAUUAUGUAAAAGAUUCAAGGUACACCAUGCAGUUCAGCAAGCUAUUGAACAAAACCUGGAUUCCAUUAUAUUGAUCUUUCUUGAGAAGAUUCCAGACUAUAAACUGAACCACGCCCUCUGUUUGCGAAGAGGAAUGUUUAAAUCUCACUGCAUCUUGAACUGGCCAGUUCAGAAAGAACGGAUAAAUGCCUUUCAUCAUAAAUUGCAGGUAGCCCUUGGAUCCAGAAAUUCAGUACAUUAAAUUUAUUUAAAGACUAACUUAACAAAGGAGUAACUUUCUCAAUUUAUAAAGUUCCAUGGUAAAUUUAAGUUUUAUUUGAAAAUAAUGUAAAUCUGUUUAUUCAUAUUUAUAGGUUAGAAUAUUAUAUCACAAUUAUAUCUCUUCUAUGGAAAUAUGUCUCCCUACUUUAGGCCUUUCAUUAUCGAUUAACUUAAUUUGACCCCGAAUAAACAUAUAAGAAUAUCCUGUACUAACGAAUAUACAAUUGGUUACUGAGGCCUAUGACAACUUAAGAAUAUUUUUAAAUAUUCUUCAUUUAAAGAAAAGUUCAAAUUAUAUGAGGAUUUGUGAUAAUUAUAUUUGGGCUUUUUUGGAUGCAUUCAUAGUAGAAUAAAAGAUAAUUGUUUUAAGAGGUACAAUGCUAUUUCAGUUGUAAAAGAGUAAAAUAUAUAUCCACAUUUUUAAAAGUUUAAUUACAGUAUUUUUUUAAUUGAAAAACUUUGUAUUUUUGUGGUGCCUAUCCAGCGUUGAUUUCUUAAGUGUUAAAUAUCAUUUUAAUAUACAUACUCAAGGGCAGAAAACAUUUGCCAUUCAUUUUUAUUACUUAAUAAAAUAAAUAUUUUAAUAAAUCCUUACUUAUAUUUUCCUGAUAUUUGGAUUUCUGCUAUAGGAGGUAUUAGAAGAAACAAUUCUCUUAUUGAAAAGUAUUGCAGAUAGGUUUGCUUCCUGAAGGUUAAUUAAUAGAUUGGCUUUGUGGAAACAAAAAGUUGUCUUCCCCUGGUCACUGACUCAGGAGAUGGCCCUGGCCAAAUCACUUGGUCCCACUGGGAUUCUUUGACUCCUGAUCUUGAAAAUUAUGAUGAUAAACAAAAUCUUAACUAUUCUCGUGUAAUUAGUGAUGAUGAUCACGGUAUAAUACAUUCACAUGGAAUAUAUUAUUGUGCCAUAAAAUAGUAUACUGUGUGUAAGUUAUUCCUUAUCUAGGAAGACUAUUGGGGGCUGGCCUGGUGGCAUAGUGGUUGAGUUUGCACACUCUGCUUCAGCAGCCUGGGGGUUGUGGGUUCGGAUCCUGGGUGCGGACCUACACACCGCUCAUCAAGCCAUGCUGUGGUGACAUCCCAUGUACAAAAUAGAGGAGGAUGGGCACAGAUGUUAGCCCAGGGCCAAUCUUCCUCAGCAAAAGCAGGAGGAUUGGCAGCAGACAUUAGCUCAGAGCCAAUCUUCCUCACCAAACAAACAAACAAAAGGCUUAUCU
Molecule: messenger RNA, 4363 nt
Organism: Diceros bicornis minor
Lineage: Eukaryota; Metazoa; Chordata; Mammalia; Perissodactyla; Rhinocerotidae
Gene: TLR3
Product: toll like receptor 3
Exons: 5
Coding region: 412-3129 (905 amino acids)
Biological process (GO): immune response; toll-like receptor signaling pathway; inflammatory response
Cellular component (GO): membrane
Molecular function (GO): transmembrane signaling receptor activity; protein binding
Source: RefSeq, a predicted model, not a curated record